CACUCUUCUCUCGAUUUUACUCCACUUUUUUUUCUCUCUCUCGAUUUCUCUCACCUUCCUCCUCUGCUCCUCCUCCACGCUUCCAGGGAAGAACGUAAAAAUGGCAGCUUGCUUGCCGUCCCUCUCGCCGCCGCCGCCGCCGCCUGCGGCGGCGGCGGUGCCGGCGGCGAGCACGCUGGCCGGGAACCUAACCUCCUCGCUCCUCUCCCUGCCCCCGCCGCGGCCCCGCCUCGCCGCCGCGCACCGCAGGGCGGUCGUGGCCGCGGCCUCGUCCCGGCCCCCGCCCCCGCCAUCGCGGGAGGGAGGUGAUGCGGGCGACGAGGAGGAGGAGGUGGAGACGGCGAUGGGGAUGGACGGCGGCAUCCCCGGGACCUCCGGCGAGUUCCUGCGCCGCGUCUCGUCGCGCGCGUACGGCAUGCGUCGCCACCUCAUGGAGUCGCUCGAUUCCCUCGCCUAUGAUGUGUUGGAAACGAACCCAUGGAGAGAAGACUCCAAACCGGUCUAUGUACUGGCUAGAAGAGACAAUCAUCUAUGGACAAUGAAAACUCGCAGGACUCGUAGUGAAGUUGAAAGGGAACUUGGAAUGCUAUUCUCAAAGGGUGGGGGUUCAGGAGUUGGGACUAAAUCAAAGUAUUCUGGUUCCAAGUUUAACAUGCUUGUUGAAGAUAUCAGAGAGGGAAUACUUGUAUUUGAAGAUGAGGAUGAUGCUGUAAAAUACUGUGACCUUCUCCAGGGUGGUGGCCAAGGUUGUGAGGGAAUUGCAGAAAUAGAGGCUUCAUCUGUUUUCAACAUCUGCCAUAAAAUGAAAGCUCUUGCUGUCCUUUUCCGUCGUGGUACGACCCCUCCAUUGCCUCAAAGCCUUGAGCGCGACUUAAGGGCAAGAAAGAGAUCAUUGGAAGACUAGAAGCUUUGGGAUACAUAGUCAUAGUAUAGAACUUUAAUUGUCUUUGUCUAGCUGUUGAAGUAAAAGGCCCUAGGCCCUGUACACUACGUGGUAAAUAGAUCCACAAUAGCCUAAAAGGAAAGAAGUAAAGUCUGACAGAGAAAAAAAAACCAAUAGCUUGAGAUUUUAACAAUAUCAGUAAAUUGAUUAUUCUUGCCAUUAUGUACAUUCU
Messenger RNA from Oryza brachyantha (malo sina), 1115 nucleotides. RefSeq lists its product as uncharacterized. The record is from RefSeq and is a predicted model, not a curated record. NCBI's taxonomy places the organism in Eukaryota, Viridiplantae, Streptophyta, Magnoliopsida, Poales, Poaceae. The transcript has 5 exons. Bases 101 to 904 code for a protein of 267 amino acids.